AUGAAAAGCGGCGGCUCGAGCGCGGCGUUAUCCAAAUUAAAGAGCUCCACAUCAGGGCUAGGGGCGGACCCAGGUGGGGGAACAGGGCCGCCGCCAGCGCGGCGGCUGAAGCUGAAGGAGUUUCUGACGAUCACGAACAGCUUCGACGAGAACGGCGUGCUAGGGGAGGGCAGCUUCGGCAAGGUGUACCGCGGCGUGUGGGAGGAGGCGCCGGCGGGGCGAGGCGGGGGGGGCGAGGUGGUGCGCACGCAGGUGGCGGUGAAGAAGCUCAACCCGGAGAGCUUCCAGGGCUACGAGGAGUGGCUGGCGGAGGUGUUGCUACUGGACAAGUUGCGGCACCCGAACCUGGUGCGGCUGGUGGGGUACUGCGCGGAGAAGGGCGAGGCGCUGCUGAUGUACGAGCUCUGCCCCAAUGGCUCGCUCGACGACGUGCUCUUCGAACCGGAGGAGUACGUGUUGUCGUGGGAGCAGCGCGUGCGCAUAGCGCUGGACGCGGCGAAGGGGUUGGCGUAUCUGCACGAGAGCAACAUCAUCCACCGCGACUUCAAGGCCUCCAACAUCCUGCUCGCCGAGGACUACUCGGCGCGGCUGACGGACUUUGGCAUGGCGCGGGCAGGGCCGGACGGGGGGGAGACGCACAUCUCGACGCGAGUCAUGGGCACGCUGGGCUACCUCGACCCCACCUACAUGGAAACCGGGCGGCUGACAAAGAAGAGUGAUGUGUAUGCAUUCGGAGUGCUGCUGCUGGAGCUGCUGACAGGGCGGCGCACAACAGGCGAGAGCGGCAACGACAGCCUGACGACGUGGAUCCGGCCGUUCCUGUCGCAGCGGCGGCCAGACCUGAACCUGCUGGUGGACCCGCAGCUGAAGGGCGAGUUCAGCAAGGCGGGCGCGGUGAAGAUGGCGAUCCUGGGCAAGCACUGCAUCCACGACGACCCCGGGCUGCGCCCCGACAUGACCACCCUCGCUGAGAACCUCGAGCUCGUUGACAUCAAGGACCCCGCGCCGCCGCCCCCCCAGGCUGGAUGA
Molecule: messenger RNA, 1029 nt
Organism: Closterium sp. NIES-65
Lineage: Eukaryota; Viridiplantae; Streptophyta; Zygnematophyceae; Desmidiales; Closteriaceae
Source: the annotation of a GenBank genome assembly